CCCUCGGACUCCAGCCAGGAGACUCUCUGGCCCAGUCGCCGCCGGACCGUGCCCAGACGUUCCCGGGCCGAGCCCCUUCUGUCUCGCCCUCAUGGCCCAGCCUCUGCUGCUGGUUCUCUGGCUGGCUCUGGGUGUGGCCCCCGGCGGCGUGGUCGGUGUGGCCCCUGCCGGAACCAGCGAGCCCCCAACCACGCAGACGGUGGCACCCACGGAGGCCGAGACCCUGCAGAACGAGGCAGACAACCAGGAAAACGUCUUGUCUCAGUUGCUGGGAGACUAUGACAAGGUCAAGGCUGUGUCUGAGGGCUCCAACUGCCAGUGCAAAUGUGUGGUGAGGCCCCUGGGCCAGGACGCCUGCAAGAGGGUCAACGCCGGAGCCUCCCAGAAGGAGGACUUCUACACCGUGGAGACCAUCACCUCCGGCUCGUCCUGCAAGUGCGCCUGCGUCGCUCCGCCCUCCGCCCUCAACCCCUGUGAGGGGGACUUCAGGCUCCAGAAGCUUCGGGAGGCCGACAGCCGCGACUUGAAGCUCGCCACCAUCAUAGACAUGCUGGAGGGCGCGUUCUAUGGCCUGGACCUCCUGAAGCUGCAUUCGGUCACCAGCAAGCUGGUGGGGCGCGUGGACAAACUGGAGGAGGAAGUUUCUAAAAACCUCACCAAGGAAAACGAGCAAAUCAAAGAGGACGUGGAAGGAAUUCGUGCCGAGAUGAGCCAGCGCGGCAAGAACUGCUCCCGGGACGCGGCAGCUGGGCUCCCGGAGGCGGAGGCAGGCUCUGCCCUCCAGAGGGACGCGGCCGCCGCCUACGCCCACCCCGAGUAUGAAGAGAGGUUCCUGCGGGAGGAGACCGUGUCCCAGCACGUCAACUCCAUCGAGCUCCUGCGGACGCGGCCACUGGCUCCGCCCGAAAGCCGUGUCCCCCGAGAAGCCGUGUCCCCCGAGAAGCGUGUCCCCCGAGAAGCCGUGUCCCCCGAGAAGUGUGUCCCCCUGGGCCGUGGGCAGUGCAUCGUUCUGGGGGAAGAAACCUUCUUAUCUACCCGCCACGGGUUGUCCGCUCUGGGUCCUGCGCUGGCCAUUCUCUCCGAGUCACGCGAGCCUGUUUGCUCCCCAGAGGACCAGUUCUUCAGUGGUGACAGUGGAGUGGACUUGCUGAUUGAGGACCAGCUGCUGAGACACAACAGCCUGCUGCCCACUGUGCCCCGCAGGCCUGUCUCUGCCGCCUCUGCCUCUGCCCAGCCAGUCCCCACACCACUGCCAGCCACCGUCCCUCCAGCCCCCGGGGGAGAGGCACUCCUCCCACCUCCCACACGGGCCUCAGCCACCACCGCGGCCCACACGGCCAUCCCCCCUCAUCCAGCCCCAGCUGCCCUGCCGGUGGCUCCUGGGGACACACACUCGCCCCCAGUGCCUCCCACCACAGCCAGGACAGACUCCCUGGAGAAGGCUGCGCCUGCUGCGGGCACAGCCUCCGCCAGCCCCACCCUGCACCCGGAGGAGGACGACAUCCGGAACGUCAUAGGAAGGUGCAAGGACACGCUGUCCACCAUCACGGGGCCCACCACCCAGAACACAUACGGGCGGAACGAAGGGGCCUGGAUGAAGGACCCACUGGCCAGCGACGAGCGGAUCUACGUGACCGACUCCUCCUAUGGCAGCACCCUGGUGGAGUUCAGGAACCUGGAGAACUUCAGACAGGGCCGCUGGAGCAACUCGUACAAGCUGCCCUACAGCUGGGCGGGCACAGGGCACGUGGUGUUCGGGGGCGCCUUCUACUACAGCCGCGCCUUCACCCGCACCCUCAUCAAAUACGACCUGCGCCGCCGCUACGUGGCCGCCUGGGCCCUGCUGCCCGACGCGGUCUACGAGGAGGCCACGCCCUGGGGCCGACAGGGCCACUCGGACGUGGACUUUGCCGUGGACGAGAACGGGCUGUGGCUCAUCUACCCCGCCCUGGACGAGGAGAGCUUCAGCCAGGAGGUGAUCGUGCUGAGCAAGCUCAAUGCCGCAGACCUGAGCACGCAGAAGGAGACCACGUGGCGCACGGGGCUCCGCCGGAACCUGUACGGCCACUGCUUCGUCAUCUGCGGGGUGCUGUACGCCGUGGACAGCCACAACCAGCGCAACGCCAACAUCUCCUACGCCUUCGACACCCACACCAACACGCAGAUCGUGCCGCGGCUGCUGUUUGAGAACGAGUAUUCUUACACCACCCAGAUCGACUACAACCCCAAGGACCGGCUGCUCUAUGCCUGGGACAAUGGCCACCAGGUCACCUACCGCGUCAUCUUCGCCUACUGACACCGCGGCCCGAGCAGAUGUGCCCGGGCCACUGCACCUUGUAUGUGCAUGUGCACGUGUGUGUGUGCAUUGCACGUUUGUGUGUGUGCACGAGUGUAUGCAUGUAUGUGUGAAUG
Molecule: messenger RNA, 2412 nt
Organism: Myotis davidii
Lineage: Eukaryota; Metazoa; Chordata; Mammalia; Chiroptera; Vespertilionidae
Gene: OLFML2B
Product: olfactomedin like 2B
Exons: 9
Coding region: 92-2296 (734 amino acids)
Biological process (GO): signal transduction
Source: RefSeq, a predicted model, not a curated record